AUGGGCGCUCUCUCCGGUAUAACGUGGCUUCUUCUGGCACAGUCGGCUUCUGCAGAGCUUCUCAGCGGCGAGGUGCUGUCAGAGAUCUGCGGUGCACAGGACCUCACCUUGUCACCGACAAACCCAUGCUUCUUUCGGCUCUUUAGUAUGGCGCAGGUGUGGGACGAGUGUGAGACGCACAAGGACACCAAAUCCUGCGUUGCAUCCUGCUUUUCAGCCAGCUACUGCGAGAGCUUGUGCGAGCAUUCAGCAAGUGCCAAGUGCGAUUCGCAAUGCCCCAAGCUGGUCGCUUGCAUGGAGGAUGUCAACGGUGCUGCAGCGACACGGUCCUGUUUCGGCGGAUCGAUGCCGUCUUCCUCCGAGGACGAGAGGUCGCCCCUGGAGGAUUGGCUCAGCUUGGCCGGUGUCGAUGCAGAGGCGCAAGCGGCACCUUCGCCGGCCGUCGCUCCCUCUCCGGCUUCGGUCUCUCGACAUCAGGUGCCGAUACCGGCACAAAGCCCGGCGGCAGCGCUGCACCGCAUGACCGGGUACCCGGCCAUCCCGGCCAUCCCGGCACCUUCGCCGGAGCAGGCCAUCGCGCCCAGCCCCUUCAGCGCCGAGGUGGCGCUGAGACCGAGCCGCACUGCCACUGCUUCGACGACAACGCUCCCAGUCUCUGCGGCUCGGGUCACCGUUCCGGAACACAGGGCCGUGGCCCCUGCGAAAGAGGCUGCAGAGGCCCAUGGCUGCCUCUGCAGCCUGACCGGAAGGCUUCAUGGGACCAGCACCGGACGCCUGGGCUGCGCAGCCCACGGUCAGGAGCCAGAGGUGCACAAAGAAACUCGCUACUGUUUCGUGGAGGGCCCUUGCAAAGACAGGGACUUCCAAGCGGUGAAGUCCUCUGAGUUUCCAGGUCUGUACUUCAGAGAGUGCGGCGCCGUCGACAACCUUUUGGCGCUGUUUCCGCAAAGCUGUCGGGCUGGCAAACUACAGCAAGCAGCAGGGCUUCACAGCACGAAGACGGCGCUGUCCAGACUUCGAAGCUUCGCCAAUGCUACGCUUACUGAAGGCAUCUCGCCUUCGCAGCCGCUGAUGGAUGCAAAACGGCUCCUCCGAGCCUUGGAUGCGUUGAAGGGCUCGGAGAAGGUCGGCUCGGCGAAGUCGGUGCAGCUCCUAGCCAACGUGCUUGGUGACAAGGCCCUGAAGUGUGUGGGGAGAUGCGAGGGAACGGUCCCUUGUGGCCUGGGCGGUGAGCAAGAGCGGUACAGAACCUCCCGAGAAGAAGAGCUUAUUGGAAAUUGGACCAAGCUGGAGCUCGGUCUGUUGGCCGGAGCGACGAACAGGUGCCCCCGACCACUACCCCUCCUGGUCCCGGGUGGUAUGGUCACUCACUUCGGAGGAGCUCCCCUUGAGCCAGCGGAGCCGGCAGAUGUCUAUGAGCUCAAGGCCUGGCCCAUCGGCUUCGGCUCUUUCUCGGAGGUCCAUCUCGCAAGACAUCGCCGGACCAGGGUGCUCCGGGCCGUGAAGAGGAAGAAGAAGGCCGAAGGGCGCUGUAUGGUAGCCGACACCGACGAGGUACAGAAGCACCCUUCCCGAGAGCCCAGCAGACGCCGGAGGGAUGAGGCCCAGGAAGUUGAAGUCUUGCUGCGCCUGGACCACCCGAACGUGGCAAAGCUCUACGAGGUCUUCGAGUGCCAGGACGACCUGUACCUCGUGAUGGAGCUCCUGCAAGGCGGGAGCCUCGCGGAGCUGCUGCUCCCCAACCAUCGCAGUCCCAGAGCCAAGGCGGUGCAGUCCUGGGCAGCGAGGGAGGAGCCACCGGAGCCACAGGCCGGUGAUCAGGUCGCAGGAUCCGUAGAAGGACGCGUGGGAUUGCAGGAAAACGAGGCAUGCCGGUUAUUUUGGCAAAUGCUUUCCGGCAUUCUGCAUUUGCAUGGUCACGGUGUCAUGCACCGUGACAUCAAGCUCGAGCAUUUCAUCUUCUCCAGCAGUGACAAAACUCAGGCUCAGCUCAAGUUAGUGGAUUUUGGCCAUGCCUGGCCGCUGCAGGUGCUUUACGGGGCAGACGGAAGGAUGGUUCAGGAGCUCACCAUCCCGGGGGGCGUCGGCACGAACCACUUCAUUGCGCCUGAGGUGAGGGACGACAGUGAAGUCGUGGCCCACAUGGCGGACCGGGCCGACAUUUGGUCCCUCGGCAUCUGCCUCCAUGCGAUGCUGACCGGCAGGCUCUUGCCAUGCAGAACCUCGGGCAUCAGCAAGGCCUCCCGACUUAAGCAGCGGGGCUCUGCGGUGCCGCAGGAAGCCAUCGUUUUAUGCGACGGGGAAAGCCUCUCUCCCUUUGCGCAGGAUCUGUUGCAGUCGCUAUUGCAGAUGCUACCGGAAGAUCGACCGACGGCCGAGCAAGUUGCCAGACAUCCUUGGCUUGCGGCAGCUACGGAGGCCGAUUUGAGCUAUGCCAACACGGUGAUGCCCAGGUUCAUCGGCGACCUGAGCAUCGUAGCGGAAAUCAAAGCCAUGAGACGUCUCUUCUUCCUUGCAAUCGCUCGUGAAUUGGAGGAUUCCGAAACGCUUUCGCUGCAGCCGGUGUUCCGUGCCAUGGAGGUUCAGUGUGGAGGCCCACUAACUCAGCAGUCCAUCUCCGCUGCAGUGCAGAGGAUGGAGAAGUUCUCCAAGCUGAAGCCGAGCCAAGAACUGGUCCUACAGCUGAUGAAGGCCCUGCUUUGUGUGCUCCCUACAAUCAACUGCGACGGCUCGGGUGUCCUCGGCUGGAGCGAAGCUUUGGCGGUGGUGCUUCUUCUUGAGACCCAGGAAGGGGUGCGGUCCUGGAUGCUUGGACCAUGGCAGGACUCUGCCGCGGAUCGGGCCUGCAUCCAGGCCUUCGACAAGCUGGCAAUGGGCGACACGCGCAUCACCGCGAGCUCGCUUCGCCGCAUGCGCACCUGGGCGAGGGUGAAACCUCGAGAGCGGCUGGAGGAGCCCGAGGACAUGUUCACAGAGCUAGGUUGGGAGGUCGGCCCUGGGCUCUCGCAGAGGGAUUUCCUCUGCAUUCUCCACGAGCUGCCACAGCCGGAGCCACUGACGGACACUUCCGAGCCACCCGAACCGCUGCCGACUCCUUCGCGAUUGGAGGAGGAGUUCCCCCGAAGGAGCUCCCUGGGGAGCACAGAGGAGUACGUCUGGGAUGGACCUUCGCCAUGA
Messenger RNA from Symbiodinium sp. CCMP2592, 3177 nucleotides. NCBI's taxonomy places the organism in Eukaryota, Dinophyceae, Suessiales, Symbiodiniaceae. The record is from the annotation of a GenBank genome assembly.